GACCAGAACACCGAACCAAAUCACCAGUUCUUCCUUCCUGCUGCCAAAGGCCAGCCGCAUCGUCUAAGGACAGUCACAGAAAUGGCGGGGGCUGCACUUGUUGCGGAAAAUAGCUUUCUAGGCAAUUUCGACGACAAUACAUGCCAGCUAUUGCCACCGGUCAAUACCACGAUUCACACAGAUGAUGGAACUUUGAAAAAAAUGUGGCGAUCAGUUUAACAGUUUUCGAGUGGUGCGUUUUUACUCUGUGGUUGACACUCUGUGACGGGAUGAAGGUGUUUUCGAACACUUUGGGGCUGUUGCUCAAUUUUGUGAUGGCCCCUUUUACCGGUAACUUGACCAAAUCGUUGCAAGAUGUGCAGAAGAAUAUAAUCGAGCCUGUACAGGAGAAUUUUAUUAAGCCGGUUGCUACUAUACCGUUGAAUUUGAUAAGGAAUAAAGUGACUUGCAGUCCUUAUAGGUUUGAAGUGGGCGGAAACGACAUGCAAAUCACGGCGAUACCCAGGGGAAACUGCUGGAACUGCUGCCCGGCCAACCUGAAACAAGACCUCCAAAUCCUCGUCUACUCCAAGGACAAUCCCGCCAGCCCAAACGUCAUAAGUCCCACCUGGAGACCUGGGGCCCUGAGGGCCGCAGGAGUCGACCCCCACGUACGCACAACAAUCUACAUCCACGGCUUCUCCGAGCUGUCUCCGGGUCAGAGCGGAGAAGCAAUAAAAAACGCCUAUCUUUCCAGACCUGAAAGGAACAACUUCCUCAUCCUCGAUUGGUCAAUCCUGAGCAGUUUUCCGUGGUACACUCAAGCCAAAGCGAACGUGAAAUUCGUCGCAAAAUUCCUGAGUAACUUUUUGGAAAUUUAUCACAAUAGUGGAGAACUGCCUUUAGCUCAUGUACAUCUUAUUGGGUUUUCCCUUGGAGCCCAUGUGGCUUCCUUUACAGGAAAAUAUCUGAGAGGAGGUUUGAGGUUGAAAAGGAUAACCGCUCUUGAUCCUGCUUUUCCAGAAUUUUCUAUACAAGAUACAUCCAGACGCCUGACGGUCACCGACGCCGAUUACAUCGAUGUCAUCCACACCGACGCGGGAAUUUUCGGCAUCCCGGUGCCUCUGGGACAUGCCGAUUUUUAUCCCAACGAGGGUAAAGCGCUACAGCCUGGAUGUCAACCGAGCUACCUCCUCAACGAGGGCAAUUUCGUGAACUUGGUCGUCGGAUGCAGUCACGUGAGGGCCUGGAAGCUGUAUGCCGAAUCGGUGAGGUAUAUGAGAGCAUUCCCAGCCACUAGAUGCAGGAAUUGGAAGGGGGCCAACAGGCAGUGCAAUUUCACCAGGGAUGCCAACAUGGGACUGGCGAAUAAUCACACUCGUGGUGUUUUUUAUCUGGUGACGAAAGCGAGCGAACCAUAUUCCCAAACAGUGGAGGAACAGAUAUCCGAAUGAGAUGAGCACAAUACUGACUCCGAAAAAAGAAGACUGAUGAAUCCAUUACAGUGAAAGUUCCGAACAAACCCCAUAUUUGGUUGGAUGCCAGAACUUGCCAGAAGAAGAAGAAUGAAUCGAGGAGUUCUUUGUGUUGUCCUACAUAAGUCAUUUCAAUUUGUCUGGGAUUUGUAUAAAGCGAAAACAUGACAUUAUUUAUUUUUAUAGCCAUUUUAUAAAUGAAAUAAAUUAUUUCUGUGA
Molecule: messenger RNA, 1673 nt
Organism: Harmonia axyridis
Lineage: Eukaryota; Metazoa; Arthropoda; Insecta; Coleoptera; Coccinellidae
Product: putative endothelial lipase
Exons: 6
Coding region: 270-1433 (387 amino acids)
Biological process (GO): lipid metabolic process
Molecular function (GO): lipase activity
Source: RefSeq, a predicted model, not a curated record